Candidozyma haemuli is the source of this 1230-nucleotide messenger RNA. RefSeq lists its product as uncharacterized. Gene Ontology annotation, cellular component: cytoplasm. The record is from RefSeq and is a predicted model, not a curated record. Bases 1 to 1230 code for a protein of 409 amino acids. Lineage: Eukaryota; Fungi; Ascomycota; Pichiomycetes; Serinales; Metschnikowiaceae. The transcript is spliced from 2 exons. Gene Ontology annotation, molecular function: electron-transferring-flavoprotein dehydrogenase activity; flavin adenine dinucleotide binding.
AUGACUACGCUUCAGGCAAUCAGCAAAUCUGCUGCGUCUUUCACGACGAACAUUCUUAUUAUUGGCGGUUCGUACGGUGGUCUUUCUGCGCUUCAGAGACCUUCAACGAGCCGAGUCUCUAUUACGCUCAUCGAGCCUAAAGCUGGGCUUCUUAAUGUGCUUGGGGUGCCUAGAGCCAUUGUGGACCCUGAGUUUGCCAAAACACAGUAUGUGCCGCUCCAGAACCUCCAGGACUUGUUUUUUGACCAUUUGGUGUCUGACGAUGACUAUGUGUUGCGGGAGCUUGGCGCCAAUGUGAAGGUUGAGAACAACGAGCAUUUGGAGAUCACUUAUGCCCAGGGAAGCGUCACUCGCUUGGAGAAGGAUAGCGCCGAGUACACUUUGAACGGUAAAACUGGUGGUCUGGCGAAGAUCUCGUUUGAUUACUGUGUGGUUGCUGCGGGCCGGAACCGGUCGUGGCCCACUUCGCCAGAUGCUUAUAACUACGAGAGUUACCUUAAGGAGAUGGUGGAAUUUAAUGCUCAGGCGAAACGUGUUGAAAAAAUAGCUGUGGUGGGUGCCGGUGCUGUGGGUAUUGAAAUCGCUGGUGACAUUAAAACUAAACAUCCAGAGAAAGAGGUGGUUUUGAUCCACCCUCACGAAAAGUUCCCUCCUGAACCACUUACAGAUGCUUUUAAGGAUAUGGCUCGUGAGAGUCUUGAACGUGCUGGUGUCAAGGUUAUGACAGGCUUGCGUGUGAAGCAGGAGUUGGAAAACCACGAUUUGGAACUUACCAACGGCGAGAUCAUCGAAGCAGACUUCACAUACUGGUGUAACGCUUUCAAGAACAACACCAACCUUUUCACUGGCGACAUGGCUCAGUUUGUGUCGUCCAAAAAUAACAUCCAUGUGAACGAAUAUGGCCAGCUCUUCCAUCCAGACAACAAGACUCAAGUCGAUAAUGUCUUCUGUAUUGGCGACAUGGUCGAAAAGCCUAUAAUCAAGUCAGCAGGUUGGGCGCUCUACAUGGGCAGACAGGUAGCUAACAACUUGGCGGGACUCAUUCUCGACCAAAAGCUCGUGGAGGAGUUCCCAGACUUGACGCAAAUGCCCCGUGGUAUGGUUCUUGUGGCAGGCAACGAAGAGAUUGUGUCUGAGCUUACAGGAGAGGUGGAAUUAAACCACAAGGGUUACGUUGAAGAGUAUAAAGAUUACUGUUUCGGUAAGGUGAGAGUGACGCUAGGAGCCUAG